Durusdinium trenchii is the source of this 754-nucleotide messenger RNA. The record is from the annotation of a GenBank genome assembly. NCBI's taxonomy places the organism in Eukaryota, Dinophyceae, Suessiales, Symbiodiniaceae.
ACUGGCAGACUUAGCUUGGCUUGACCAGAGCAGUAAGACUCAGCUGGGCUUGAGCAGCUCAUGGCAGUCUCCUCAGUUGCUCAUGUGUUGCGGUGGGUCACAUCGAGCCUCUAAGGCGACUGCCACCGAUGAGGUUGCUGACUUCGUUGCCAGUCACGAGGAUUUGCAGUUCAAGGAUGAUGGGAGUGGCAAGGUGGUGGCAAAGUCCACCGGCCAUGAGAUGCCUCCUCGCUUGGAUGUCAUCAAGAUCUACGUGAAUGGUCCAAGUUACCGGAAGGCACGGGAGUGGUAUUCUUUUGACUUCAGCAAAUAUGAGCCACACAUUGUUCGGCAUGACAAGGAGGAGAAAUUCCUUAAGUGCCUUGUCACGGGCACUACAUUGCCAAUGCAGCCACAGAAGGUGGAACUACAUGUCCAGAGCAAGCGGUUCAAGGAGCUAUUGAAAGCCAAAGAAGAGCUGCAGCAAAAGAAAGAUGCGAAGAAAAAGAAGAGGAGAGCAGAAGCAAAGCCGGAGGCGAAGGGCAAGAAGAAGGCGAAGAAGAAGAGCCACCACGAAGCUUCAAGCGGUGCAAAGGAAGGGACUCCUGAGAAGGCCUCCAAGAAGCGUCCCGUGCGAAGUAAACUGCUAAAAAGGAAGAAGGAUAUGCCUGAAGGAGAACCAAAGAAGAAUGAUAAAAGCAAGAAGAAGUCAGGAGGAAAACGGACAACCAUUGAGGCCUAGCACAUGCUCCGUAAAAAGAUGAGCUUGCUGGAA